AUGGCUGACUCUGGAACUACUAGACAGAAUAAUAAGAGCCCUAGUGACUUCCUGAGACAAGUAAUUGGAAGUCCAGUUAUUGUGAGAUUAAAUAGCGGAGUGGAUUAUAAAGGGUUAUUGGCUUGCUUGGAUGAUAGGAUGAACAUUGCCAUGGAAGAUACAGAAGAAUACGUAAAUGGGGUAUUUGUAGAAAAUCAUGGAGAUACCUUUAUUAGAGGAAACAACGUUUUGUAUAUCUCUUCUCCACCCAAGUAG
Molecule: messenger RNA, 255 nt
Organism: Cryptosporidium ubiquitum
Lineage: Eukaryota; Apicomplexa; Conoidasida; Eucoccidiorida; Cryptosporidiidae
Product: small nuclear ribonucleo protein
Exons: 1
Coding region: 1-255 (84 amino acids)
Biological process (GO): maturation of SSU-rRNA; mRNA splicing, via spliceosome
Cellular component (GO): P-body; nucleolus; U6 snRNP
Molecular function (GO): RNA binding
Source: RefSeq, a predicted model, not a curated record